AUGCACAGAGAGAUCUCCCCUGGAAACCCUAACCCUAACCCUAACCCUAAUUCCCCCAUGCCAGGUUUCUGCUACUUCCUCCACGCGUUGGCCCGGAUUCAGCAGGACGUGGCCCCGCAGCGAUCUCCAGGGAAGAAGGGGAGGAGGAUCCGUCGCGCCGCCUAUGCCUCCAUGGCGGUCGCCGCUGCGCCAAGGCGCAUGGCCUGGAGUAGGGCGCUCCUCCGCCGCCUCCGCAGACGAUCCGCUAGCCCAAGGAGGAAAACGAUUACGGUUACUCGGAAGAAAACGCGGACGGAGAGACAGGAGGAUGAACUCCGGCGGCUGGUUCCCGGCGGGAGGAGGAUGGACCUCUGCAGUCUCCUGGAGGAGACCGGCGACUACCUCCAGUGCCUCGCGGCCCAGGUUAGUCUCAUGCAGUGGGUCGCCAGGUCCAUCUCCGAAUAA
Messenger RNA from Spirodela intermedia, 444 nucleotides. The record is from the annotation of a GenBank genome assembly. Lineage: Eukaryota; Viridiplantae; Streptophyta; Magnoliopsida; Alismatales; Araceae.